Messenger RNA from Balaenoptera acutorostrata (minke whale), 1469 nucleotides. RefSeq names its product signal transducing adaptor family member 2 (gene STAP2). Gene Ontology annotation, molecular function: signaling adaptor activity. The coding region runs from base 143 to 1453 and encodes 436 amino acids. The record is from RefSeq and is a predicted model, not a curated record. The transcript has 13 exons. NCBI's taxonomy places the organism in Eukaryota, Metazoa, Chordata, Mammalia, Artiodactyla, Balaenopteridae.
AGCCCCCAUCCAGCCCUGGCAGGGGAGGGAGCUCGGGAGCUGACAGAAGAGAGGAAAUUCCCCUGGAACCUGUUUCUCUGCUUCCCGGCUCAGCUGGGGCACCCACUGGAGGGAGAGGCCAGGCCAAAGACCUGGGCCCGCCAUGGCCUUGGCCCUGAGGCCACCCCGGGUUCCCAAGCCCAAGAGCGGCCUGCCCUCACACUACCACGAGAGCUUCCUGGAGAAGAAGGGACCCCGAGACCGGGAUUACAAGAAGUUCUGGGCAGGCCUCCAGGGCCUGACUCUCUAUUUCUACAAUAGCUAUCGGGACUCCCAGUAUAUGGAGAAGCUAGACCUAGGCGUGUUUGUGAAGCUCACAGAUGAAUCUCCCUGGGGGAGCUCCCAUGACCCUGGCACCCACUUUUGCUUGGUCCUGCGGCACCAGGAGAUCAAGUUCAAGGUAGAGAGCCUGGAGUCUCGGGAGAUGUGGAAAGGCUUCAUCCUGACGGUGGUGGAGCUCCGUGUCCCGUCCAACCUGACCCUGCUGCCCGGACACCUGUACAUGAUGGCCGAGGCCCUGGCCAAAGAAGAGGCACGACGUGCGCUCGAGAUGCCCUCGUGCUUCCUGAAAGUGAGCCGGCUGGAGGCUCAGCUGCUCCUGGAGCGCCACCCCGAGUGCGGGAACCUGCUGCUCCGGCCCAGCGGGGACGGCGCGGGCGGAGUGUCGGUCAGCACGCUCCAGACGCUCAACGGGACGCCGGUGGUCCAGCACUACAAAGUGAAGCGCGAGGGCCCCAAGUACGUGAUCGACGUGAAGGAGCCGUUCUCCUGCACCUCGCUCGACGCAGUGGUCAACUAUUUCGUGUCGCACUCCAAUAAGAAGCUGAUGCCCUUCCUGCUGGACGAUGACUACGAGAAAGUGAUAGGCUACGUGGAGGCGGAUAAAGAGAAUGGCGAGAGUGUGUGGGUGACGGCCUCGGCCCCCUCGGCCCCCUCGGCCCCCGGCCCAGGUCCUGCACCCCCUAGGGGUGGCCCUAAGCAGCUGCCUCCCUCGUCCAUCGCGCCCGUGUCCAGCCAGGACAAGCUGCCCCCACUACUGAACCAGGAUGAGAACUAUGUGAUCCCCACUGGAGAUGCCCCAGCUGCCAACUACGUGAACCAGGACGUGCCUUCCCCUAGUCGACCAGUUGUCCCGAAGCCCAGGAAGUUGGCCAUGUUUCAGGCAAAGCCACCCAUUGUGCCCAUGUCAGAGCCCAAAAAAGGCCUCAACAGUGGCCUGGCCAGGAAGCUGGCAGUCAGCUCAGCGCAGGCUUUCUCCUCCCCGACCACAGGGUUGGCAGAUGUGACAGCAGAGCUGAAAGGGAAACUGCAGAGGAGACUGGCGCUGGAGCACGCAGCCGAGUGCACAGGGGACCAGCGGGCCAAUCUGCAAGCGUGGCGUGUCAGUCAGGCAGAUCCCUCCUCCCAGAAUUAAAGCUCAAGUGACCCCA